Hemisphaericaspora subhashii is the source of this 675-nucleotide messenger RNA. RefSeq lists its product as uncharacterized. The record is from RefSeq and is a predicted model, not a curated record. NCBI's taxonomy places the organism in Eukaryota, Fungi, Ascomycota, Pichiomycetes, Serinales, Debaryomycetaceae. The coding region runs from base 1 to 675 and encodes 224 amino acids. The transcript has a single exon.
AUGAAAUUAUCUACCCAAUUAUUAUUAACUAGUGUUUCCUUAUCAACUGUUUUGGCAGCUGGCACCGAGAAAGCUUCUAUGCCUGCUGUUACUGCAGCAGGAGCUACCCAAACUAAAGGAGCUGAUUCAGAAGUUGCAACCACGGCUCCUGGGGGCGGCUUACCUGCAGCUGGUGUUGCUGCUGCCGCGCCAGGAGUUGGAUCAACAGCUGCCGCCAGUGCUCCAGGAGGCGAUUCAGCUGCCGCUUCGAAAGCUCCUAAUGGUGCUUCCGCUGCUGCUUCUAAAGCUACUGGGGGAGAUUCAACAUCAUCCAAAGCAGCUGGAGGAGCUUCUGCCGCGGCUUCUAAGGUUUCAGCGGAUUCUUCUGGAGCAGGUGGUUCUAAUACUUUAGAGACCGACUCCAAUCUACCAUCAGUUACACAGAAUGGAAAGUCGGAUGAGCCUUCUUUAAAGACAGCACUGCCUUCCGAAUUAUCAGGAGGAGAUUCACUUAUGUCCAUGGAAGGAGGUUCUGGAGGAUCUAGUUCAAAAUCUAGUUCAAAAUCUCUUGCUAAAAGCUCUGGAGGUGCCAUGAGUGGAGCAAGUUCCGACUCCCAAGGUGGUGCGGUUGGACUUGACACUGGACUUGUUGGUGCUGGUGGUUUGGCUGCAAUGGCUGGAAUUUUAUUAUUAUAG